Tremella mesenterica DSM 1558 is the source of this 1360-nucleotide messenger RNA. RefSeq lists its product as uncharacterized. The record is from RefSeq and is a predicted model, not a curated record. Gene Ontology annotation, cellular component: mitochondrial intermembrane space; cytoplasm. Lineage: Eukaryota; Fungi; Basidiomycota; Tremellomycetes; Tremellales; Tremellaceae. The transcript is spliced from 5 exons. The coding region runs from base 50 to 1360 and encodes 436 amino acids. Gene Ontology annotation, molecular function: coproporphyrinogen oxidase activity.
CACAUCGUCCGAAUUAUCUUUCUUUCUGUUUCAUAGAGAAUAAAACAAUAUGUCCAUACGGUCUCUUGCGAAAUGCGGUAGACCAACUUUGUCCAUGAGCCGAUCGAUCGUCACUAGAACGGCGGUGAAGAGAUAUACUAGUUCGUCGUCAACUCAAAUAUCGAGAGAAGGAAAGUCACAUAGGAACACACUUUUGAAAGCUGGUUUCGCGGGGUUUUUGGGUGCUGUGUUGUACAAUGUGGGACGGGAUUAUUACUCUUCUUCAGCGGAUGAAAUCAAAUUAGAUGGAAAUCCUAUGAAAUAUAUGACUGAUACAUAUGGUGUUUUCUGGAUACCCAUGCGUGCUAUAGAAGAAGAUCAUCCCGAGAACCCCAUGAGAAUUCGAAUGGCCGUUUGGGUGAAAAACCUACAAGAUCACAUUGUCAAAACUCUCGAAACUAUUGAAUCCUCUCAUAUCUCCUCCAAUUCAAAUAUACCUCCCGGUAAAUUCCUUCGUGACGCUUGGUUACGUCCUGAAGGAGGUGAAGGUUCUUCAUGUGUUUUAUCAAAUGGUAGAGUUUUCGAAAAAGCAGGUGUAAACGUAUCGGUCGUUCAUGGAAUGUUACCACCAACAGGUCAAAAAUCAAUGUUACCAGAUCAUCCAUCUUUAAAACCAAAAGAUUAUUCAGUACCAUUUUUCGCUACUGGAUUAAGUAUAGUCAUUCAUCCUAUAAACCCACAUGUACCUACCGUUCAUUUAAAUUAUCGUUAUUUCGAAAUCAGUGAUCCUGAAGAUCCAACAAAAUCUGUCAGUUGGUGGUUUGGUGGUGGUUCAGAUUUAACACCUUGUUAUCUCGUUGAAGAAGAUUGUAAACAUUUUCAUCAAGUUUUAAAAGACGCAUGUGAUGAACAUGAUAAAGGUUUUUGGAAAAAAUAUAAGAAAUGGUGUGACGAAUAUUUUUACGUUCAACAUAGAGGUGAAUCAAGAGGUAUCGGAGGUAUUUUCUUUGAUGAUUUGACUGAUGUUUCUGAAGAACAUGGGGAAAGUAAAAAUAAAGAAGAAUUAUUCGAUUUUGUUAAAUCCGCUUCUAGCGCUUUUUUACCAGCUUAUGUACCGAUCGUCUUGAAGAAUAAAGAUAGGAAAUGGACUGAAGAAGAAAAAAGAUGGCAACAAUUGAGAAGAGGUAGAUAUGUGGAAUUUAAUUUGGUUUAUGAUAGAGGUACUAAAUUUGGGUUAGCAACUCCUGGUGCUAGGGUGGAGAGUAUUUUAAUGAGUCUCCCCGAAACGGCCAGAUGGGAAUACAUGUCCGAGAUGGGGAAAGAAGGUACGGAAGAAGGUAAAUUGAUGGAAGUCCUUCGUCAUCCCAGAGAAUGGGUGUAA